Messenger RNA from Spea bombifrons (plains spadefoot toad), 1880 nucleotides. RefSeq names its product ras and Rab interactor 3-like. Gene Ontology annotation, biological process: vesicle-mediated transport. Gene Ontology annotation, cellular component: cytosol; endocytic vesicle. Bases 108 to 1763 code for a protein of 551 amino acids. The transcript is spliced from 6 exons. Gene Ontology annotation, molecular function: small GTPase binding; guanyl-nucleotide exchange factor activity. The record is from RefSeq and is a predicted model, not a curated record. Lineage: Eukaryota; Metazoa; Chordata; Amphibia; Anura; Pelobatidae.
AAUAUCUAACUAGUGUAUUGCAUUUCAGCAUUAGGACACAGCGGCAUAUGGAGUAACAGAGAUUGAGAUUUCCAUAUACAUUGCCUUCAAAAUUAACCUUUUAGAGGAUGAAACUGAAUCCGUCACCAACCAAUAAGCAAGGACAACCAUACUGCUCCAUUCAAGUGACAACUGAAAAUGGAGCUCUUUGUAUCAUUAACCCUCUCUUCUUGCAUGAGCACGGUGAUAAAUGGCUUACGCAAUUUUCAGAGAUGAAGAGGAAUACUGUACAAUUGUAUUGUGAUCAGAAACCUGCAAUUAACCACGCUGCCAAAGGUCAUGAAAGAGGCAGUAAGACAGAAGAGCAGGUAGACACUGUUGCAAGACUGAACAUAGCUGAUGACCAUUUCGAUCCAAAACCUAGCGAAGAGACUCCGAAAGCUUCCUAUGAAAUUCAAGAGCCAUCAGAAACAGGUGAAAGUGCAGAAAGUUCGAAUAUGUCAGGCAUAAGACUAUCUAGGAGAGCACUAAAGUUAAGCAACAGAGGAUCUCAUAUGCCUAAUCAAGCCAAUUCCAAACACAAGAAGGGAAGUUCUCUUUUAUCGCAUAGAGUCUCAUGGAUUGAGCCGGAUCAACCUGCAGAAGCUUCCUUACAGAAAUCCAAUUCAGAAACUUCUCUUUAUUCCGCAGACAGCCUUCUACUCCCACCAUUGCCAGAGCUGGAUUCUGUUUCUGUCAGCAGCAUUGAGGAGGAGGUAGACUGCCACUCUUUGCCCUCUAAAAGGAAACACUCACAUGCGCUGGGAAACAUAGUUAGACAUAGCCUACUUGCUGUCAGUAAUGUUCUAACGGGACUCGUCUCACCAGAAAAGCACCUUGGAAACAGAAUACAACAACUGGCAGAAGACCAGUUAACAUAUUUGGGAGCUACAGUUCAAACAUUUAUUUGCAACAUUCACAAAGGACAUGGCCAACACCAGUCGAGUACUGCGAUGUUACAAGCCAUACGUCAACUGCUCACCGACCUCAAGGCCUUUCUUCUGGAGAACAAUGAAUUCUGUGAAGUUCUGGAACAUCAAGAUAUAGAUGAGUCCAAAAUUGCAUGCAUCAUUGAGACUUCUCUGUACAAGUGUGUGUUGAAACCUGUCCGAAGUGUUAUUUACUCCCAACUACUGGACUUCCACACAAAAGAUGGAUCCUUGACCAAACUAUUAGAGAACCAACAGAAGAUGAAAUCUGGAGAUUUAAGGGAACAGAAACCAAAAGCUGACCUACCAGGGCCUGCUACCAUGGAAAAGAUCAAGCAGAAAUUAUCCCUUAUUCAUAUGUCCUACUCUCCAGAGAAGAUGAUUGCACUUCUGCUGAAAGUCUGCAAACUCAUCUAUGAAUCCAUGGAAGCCUCAAGUGGAAAGAAAGAAGCUUUUGGCGCUGAUGACUUCCUGCCAGUUCUGAUCCAUGUCUUGAUUGAUUGCGAUCUUACUUCGCUGCAGCUGGAUGUGGAGUAUAUGAUGGAGCUUCUGGAUCCAUCUCAACUUCAGGGAGAAGGCGGUUACUAUCUGACUACAAUGUUUGGUGCCUUAUAUCACAUCAGCAGUUAUAAUACAGUAUCCAGACAUCUCAGUGUGGAGGCCCAAAAUUCUAUCCGCCAGUGGCAACGGAGACGAACUAUUCACCGUAAACAUACCAUUGGAAGACGUACCAAAAGGAUCAGCACGGAGCUGCCAAAUCCAAAACACUACACAAUCCUUAAGUGUAAAGAUGAGGAGGACAGUUCCAGUGUCUAAUUUUGUUUUAACAAGGAACUUCAAAACAAAUAGCAUAUUAUUGAGACUAACUUAAGUUAAGACACUGCUAAGACUACUGUCAGAAAAUAAAUUGAAGCCUAUUUAUUUUAUUUUAUU